This is a messenger RNA of Sorex fumeus (smoky shrew), 1518 nucleotides long. RefSeq names its product GTP binding protein 8 (putative) (gene GTPBP8). Gene Ontology annotation, molecular function: GTPase activity; GTP binding. Lineage: Eukaryota; Metazoa; Chordata; Mammalia; Eulipotyphla; Soricidae. The record is from RefSeq and is a predicted model, not a curated record. Bases 2 to 856 code for a protein of 284 amino acids. The transcript has 6 exons. Gene Ontology annotation, cellular component: mitochondrion.
UAUGGCCGCGCCCGUGCUGCGGCCUGGCCUGGGCAGGCUUCCCCAGAUGCAGCCGCUGCGGCCGGCCAGCCGAGCUCAUUGCACGUCCCAGGCCUUCGCGGAAGUGCUCCGAUUGCCGAAGAAGCAAUUGACGAAACUCGUGUUCCCGCUGCGAGAACUCGAGCGGCACCUAGUCCCGGACUCGAGGCCCGCCCUGCGCUCGAACAUCUUCGAGCCCAGCCUGGAGGACAUCGCCAGGGCCGAUGGCUUAUUCACGCCCACCGCCGCCAACCGCAUCGAAUACGUCAGUUCCGCCGUGCGUCUGGACCACGCCCCGAGCCUCCCCCGCCCGGAGGUAUGUUUUAUAGGCAGAAGCAAUGUCGGAAAGUCUUCUCUAAUAAAGGCUUUAUUUUCAUUGGCCCCAGAGGUUGAAGUUAGAGUCUCCAAAAAACCGGGUCAUACAAAGAAAAUGAAUUUUUACAAAGUUGGAAAAUACUUCACAUUGGUGGACAUGCCAGGUUAUGGCUAUAGAGCACCAGAAGAUUUUGUUGACAUGGUAGAGACCUACCUAAAAGAACGAAGGAAUUUAUUGAGAACAUUUUUAUUAGUGGAUAGUGUUGUUGGAAUUCAAAAAACAGACAAUAUUGCCAUAGAAAUGUGUGAAGAAUUUGCAUUACCUUAUGUGAUGGUAUUAACAAAAAUUGACAAAUCUUCCAAGGGCUAUCUUUUAAAGCAAGUGCUUCAGAUCCAAGAAUUUGUUGAUACUAAAACACAAGGGUGUUUUCCUCAGUUGUUUCCUGUAAGUGCUGUGACCUACUCUGGAAUCCAUCUGUUGAGAUGCUUUCUAGCAACUAUAACAGGAAAUCUCAAGGCUUAGUAACUUCCAAUUUAGCUGAAGAUUCCAAGCUCUUCAUGCCAACUAAACAGUUUUAUUCCAACAUUGUUUUAAAUGUUGUGUUUCAGUAACUGGUGAAGAAUCAUGUCAAAUUUAAAACCUCAUCUUCCCAAAGCAAACAUGAAUUCGUGCAUGGUGGAGAAAAAGGUUUGUAAAUGGCUGAAUUAUGUUGUUCAGUAGAAUAGAUACUAGCAAUUUUUCCUAUUUUAAUAAACUGUCAAACAAGAAUAUGAGUUCAUAAUUUCAUGAAAUCAUGGGAAAAUGAAAAAGGAAAGUCAGGUAAGGAUGCACUGAGUGAAUACCAUAAGGAACAAAGGUUCCCAAGAUUAUUUGGCCUACUAUCACUUUUUCAGUUAAAAAAAAAAUCAAUUACCCUUCCUCCCAGUGGCACCCAAGGAUACUACCACAAUCCCUGACCUGAAUCAUUUUUGUAUCCUCGGGACAGUGUUGCUGACUCCAGCAAACCCUGACAGAUGCAACAUACUUGAUCUUGAGAUGAGCAACCUCAUGAAAUUUGCCUCUGAAUCAUUUUUGAGAGACAAGACUUUGACCUUAUACUUCUUCCAAAUUCUGCAUACCCAAUUGCAAAGUUCUCCUCAAAUCUGAUACUGAAGAGGGCUAUGAUGAUAAGUAACACUAGGGAA